CAUUUGCUUUGACAACUCAACGAACUGCAUUUCAUUAUUUAAUUUUUAUUUUGUGUGGAUGGAAUUGAAAUCUGUCAGAAACCAUAUAGCCUAAUAUCGUUAUGUAGAGUGUCUUAAAUCAUUCUCACUUCUUCUUAGUCCAUCUAAUUGGCCGCCAACGAGUCUUCCGAUGAUUUUUUAACAAUGACUUCUUAUGACUUCCACCAUCCCAGCAAAAAGUAGCGAAUGGUCCUUGCACAGAGAAUCUUCGCAGUAAACAAGAAUUAACAUAAAGAAAUAAAGAUGUCGUUCAUCUCAAACUUGCCACCCUCUGUGGUGGCAAAGCAAGGGAGAACUGAAGGGGAGAGUGAUGAGCCACAGAAGAAAUCACGUGAGGAUUACAAGAAGAUGAAGGAGCUAGAAGAGGCACGAAAGGCUGGUACUGUCCCUGCUAUGCAGGAUGAGGAUGGCAAUGACAUCAACCCUCACAUUCCACAGUACAUCAUGCAGGUGCCCUGGUUUUUUGGGGAGCAGCGUCCAACAUUAAAACAUCAACGCCCUCAGCCAGAGAAACAAAAACGGUUCUCCGACCUGCAGGAAUGGUUCAAGAAAGGUGUAAAGGAGGGUCCAGUUUCCACAAAGUUUCGGAAGGGAGCAUGCGAAAAUUGUGGAGCAAUGACACACAAGAAAAAAGACUGCCUUGAGCGUCCAAGAAAGAUAGGAGCCAAAUUUACUGGUGAUAAUUUUGCACCAGAUGAGCACCUACAGUCAGAUCUGGCGUUUGACUAUGAGGGGAAACGUGACCGCUGGAAUGGUUACAACCCAGACGAGCAUCAGAAAAUCUAUGAGGAUUUUGAGAAAAUUGAAGAGGCUAAACGUCUGCUUAAAGAAAAGAAGAUAGAAGAAAACUUCCUUGAUGGAAGUGAGAAACAAGUUAUAGAGGAGGAAAAGGUGGCUGGAGAUUCUGAUGAUGAAGACAAGUAUGCUGAUGAUGUGGACAUGCCCGGGCAGAAGUUUGAAACCAAACAGAGAAUCACAGUCAGAAAUCUACGUAUUCGAGAAGACACAGCUAAGUAUUUGUUCAAUUUGGACACAAGUUCUGCCCAUUAUGACCCGAAAACGCGCUCCAUGCGAGAGGAUCCCUUCAAAAACACAAGCAAAGAGAAAGAGGCUGAGUUCCACGGAGACAAUUUUGUUCGGUAUUCUGGAGAUGCCAAGCAGUUUGCUAAGAACCAAAUGUUUGCUUGGGAUGCCUACGAGCACGGGGCUGACGUGCACCUGCAGGCAGACCCGACCAAGCUGGCCCUGCUGUCCCGGGAGGUGAAAAAACGCAAGGAGGACACGAAAACAGAUGCCAAACAGUCAAUUCUUGAUCGCUAUGGCGGGGAGGAACAUCUUGAGGCCCCACCCAAACAGCUCCUUCUCGCACAAACGGAGGAUUACACGGAGUAUUCGCGACAUGGCACGGUUAUCAAGGGCACAGAGAAGCCUGUGGUUCGGUCAAAGUACCAGGAGGAUGUCCUCAUUAACAAUCACACCAGCGUAUGGGGUUCGUACUGGAGCGCGGGCCACUGGGGUUUCAAGUGCUGUUGUUCGUUCAUUAAAGAGUCCUACUGCACAGGUCUGGCUGGCAUUGAGGCUGCACAGAAGCAAAGUUUGAUACCAAUUGAGGCUGUGCACUCAGAAGGUGAGGAAGAAGAGGAAAGCCAACAGAAGUCUCUGGAAGAGGAACAUCAGGAGAGAUUGAAGGAGAAAAAGAAGAAGAAGAAACAAAAGAAGAAGAAUCGGAAGAGGAAGAAGAAGAGGCGAGCCAGUAGCAGUGAGAGCAGCUCAUCCAGCGAAGAGAGUGACGCAGAUAGUGAGGAGGAAGAGAGAAGGAAACAGAAGAAACUGGCAAAGGCUUUAAAGAAGGAAGCUGAGAGUCAGCGGCGGGCGGAGCAGCUGUUGGCGAUUGAUGAGCGUAAACGUCCUUACAACAGCAUGUUUGAGGCAAAGGCCCCAACGGAGGAAGAGAUGGAGGCUUGGAGGAUGAAGCGUCCUCGAAUGGAGGACCCGAUGACUCACUUCACCUGAGCUAUUCUCAUGAUUUUAUAAUGGACCUUAUCAUAAAUUUAUGUUCUUGAACUCAACUGACACUCUGUCGUGGGACACUUGAUCAUCCCACUUCACCUGAACACUUCUCGGAAUGAUUAAAAUGUGGUUCAAGUUCGUGGACAUUAUCUAUAGUGUUUAUAAAUAAAAAUGGAAAAUGAAAGGACGCUGUUGUCGACCUGAUAAGGAUUCAUGUUAUAAACUUCAUGAACUUCUGCCUUAGUAAUAACAUUGGAGAUAAGGAUUCUGAUUGUGAAUCAUCAUACCAAUUGGAACUUAUUGUGUUAGUACUGGGUAUGCCUGGACACUUUAUGGACUCUACAUUCAGACUUCUAUAUGCAGUGUUGUUCUGAUAUAUUUCUAAGGUCCAUGGAGGUACGUGUAAGUUGUAACGGUUCAAUUUGUGAUACAUUUAUUUUUAUAUUUUCAAGCAAAGUUCAUUCAACUGUGAUGGAUUACUGAUGCUGUUUACUGUUUUAAGUAAGAAAAAUAACUGUUUGCACCGAUGCAUCUUUAAGCCAGUUUCCUGUAGAAACCAUGAAAAACGUGUAAUUGGGUCAAAUAAGCCAAGUUACCAUUUCGGCCCUGGAACAAUAUGUCCUUAUAUUGUGUUUUUUAAUUGUUUUAUUGAAUUCAUUCUGAAAUUAUAACUUGUUGUAUAAGACUGUGCAUCAGAUCAUCCCAAAAACAAGUUUGGUGCAAACUAAUUUCUCUACAUGUAUAUUUUUAUCACAAAUAUAUGAAAUAUGUCCUGAUAUAUUGCAUGGACAAGCAUGUUAACUUGAACAUACACAAAAUCAAAUCUUUGUCUGUAAAUAACGGAAAUGCUUAAAAAUAAUAUUUAUUCUGUUUGGAUUGAGAACAUAUAUGCUGAUACAAUACAUAAUAAAACCAGGCUAAAAUGGACCAUGCUGAGUUUGUCACAGGGCCUAAUAUGACAUGGUUGAAAUGGUUAUUGGGCCAAAAUGAUCCGCAUUGAUCAGUUUUAAUUUCUUUUUAAAUCUUGCUAGUUUUAACUACAUGUAUAUAAACAACAAAACUGUGUGUUUUAAGAAUGUAUUUAAAUGUUUGUUAAUAUGCAUUUAUCAAAUUAAACAUGGAUAGGCUUGGUGCAUACUCGGUGACCACUUUAAUCUGAUAACUGCAUAUAAAUAAACAUUAACUUGCUUUAAAAGUGUUCAAAAUAAUGGUUUGUCUGAGAGCCAGCCUCUGUCGAAAUCAGUCAAUCUGCCUGAUUAAAAUCAAUUACAGCUGACUGUUGAUUUAACAAAACAAAUGUUCUGCAAAAUUAAAAAAUACUGCCUUUCCAUUGGACAAACAAAUUAUUUUGUACACAAACAUGUUUUAAUCUUAUUUAUAUUAGUUGUAUAGGACUACUCUAAAAAUCUAAUAGAUGAUAAAUAUUUCAUGUUGUAUGUUAUAACUUGAACAAGUCAAAUACAUAAUUUGAUUAAUGUCAUAUUACCUGAAAACAAGUGGAUAAACCUGGUUAUUUAUUGGAAACUACCAGUAUCCAUGCUGAUAAGCCUUGGACUUCGUUAAAAUGUAUACAAUGUUUUAUCAUGGGUAUUUCAUUGUUAUAUAAGCAUCAUGAACGAAUUGGGAUUCUUAAAAAUAAACUAAAUAAUGUUGUAUAUAAUUAUGUAUAUGUUGUAUGUAUGUUUCCCUAUCAUGGCAAAUUUGCUGAUGUUAUAUACUUCUACAUCCAUGCAACGGCCUUAAUAUUAUAAUCAAAACCAUGUUUACCUAGACAAUAGGAAUAAUAAUGUACAAACUCUCACCAUUUGGACUGAAAUGUUGAUUUCAGAAAUGCUUGUAGGUACAGUGAAUAUUUUUUAAUCACAUACCAACGCUCGAUAUUAAAUGUUAAAU
This is a messenger RNA of Mya arenaria, 3942 nucleotides long. RefSeq names its product pre-mRNA-splicing factor SLU7-like. Gene Ontology annotation, molecular function: pre-mRNA 3'-splice site binding. The record is from RefSeq and is a predicted model, not a curated record. Gene Ontology annotation, cellular component: spliceosomal complex. Gene Ontology annotation, biological process: mRNA splicing, via spliceosome. The coding region runs from base 283 to 2052 and encodes 589 amino acids. The transcript is spliced from 14 exons. NCBI's taxonomy places the organism in Eukaryota, Metazoa, Mollusca, Bivalvia, Myida, Myidae.